This is a messenger RNA of Pseudophryne corroboree (corroboree frog), 642 nucleotides long. Its product is annotated as olfactory receptor 1G1-like. Gene Ontology annotation, biological process: detection of chemical stimulus involved in sensory perception of smell; G protein-coupled receptor signaling pathway. Gene Ontology annotation, cellular component: plasma membrane. Gene Ontology annotation, molecular function: olfactory receptor activity; G protein-coupled receptor activity. The record is from RefSeq and is a predicted model, not a curated record. Lineage: Eukaryota; Metazoa; Chordata; Amphibia; Anura; Myobatrachidae. The coding region runs from base 1 to 642 and encodes 213 amino acids. The transcript has a single exon.
AUGUACUUUUAUGUAUUGGUUGGGCUCACAGAAGAUCUUCUUAUACUCAUUAUGGCAUAUGACCGAUAUGUUGCAAUAUGUGAUCCUUUACACUAUCACUAUGUCUUGAGUAUUAAAAACUGUCUAUUAUUGGCCUCUUGCACUUGGCUAUCAGGAUGUUUAAACUCGCUUGUGUUUACAAUCCCAGCAUCACGCAUGUCCUUCUGUCAUUCUCGUAUCAUACAUCAGUUUUUCUGUGACGCCAAAGCUGUGAUUAACAUCUCUUGUGCUGGCAGUAUUGAGUUUUAUAUUGUUAUCUAUCUAGAAUUAUUAGUAUAUGGAUUUUUCCCAGUCGUAUUCAGUUUGAUAUCUUAUGUUAAAAUUAUAGAGGUCAUCUUGCAGAUAAAAUCUAAGGAUGGAAGAAAAAAAGCCUUCUCCACCUGCUCAUCCCACCUCACCAUUAUUAUCAUGUACUAUACAACAAGUUUGUCUGUGUAUAUGAUGCCACCGUCAGAACACUCCAAUGUGCUAGAACCAGUUCUUACUGUACUGUACGCAGUUAUUACUCCCAUGAUAAACCCUCUGAUAUACAGUCUGCGGAAUAAGGAUGUGAAAACGGCUCUGUUAAAGAAAAUAGGAGUAAAGCAAAGCAUUGAACAUUGA